GAAGGGGGGAUCUCCGCCGGUCCCAUCAGUCCCGCCACCGGUAUCAGCGCGGCCCCGUGAUGCCCGCGGGGGGCCCGAGCCCCCUUCCCCCCCCCGCCGCUGUCCGGCACUUCCGUCCCUUCGCGGUGACGCCGCGAGGUCGCGCCCCCACGUGACGCCGCGGCCGCCGCACCCGGAAGCGGCGCGGAGCGGCCGCCGGUGCCGCCCCCGGUGCCGCUGCCCCGUCAUGUGAGAGCGGCGGGACGGGCCCCCCCAGGCCACGAUGGAGCCCACGGCCUCGCAGGUGUUCUGCGGGCGGGUGCUGGGCAUGGUGAACGCCGAGGACGUGAAUGCCAUCAUCCUGGCCCAGAAAAACAUGUUGGAUCGGUUCGAGAAGACCAACGAGAUGCUGCUCAACUUCAACAACCUGUCGAGUGUGAGGAUGCAGCAGAUGAACGAGCGGUUCCUGCACCACACCAGGACCCUGGUGGAGAUGAAGAAGGACCUGGACAGCAUCUUCCGAAGGAUCCGGACACUCAAAGGGAAGCUGGCGAAGCAGUACCCCGAGGCUUUCAGCAACAUCCACGAAUCUCCCAUCCUGGAAGACGACGACGAUUUCGACCCCGUCCCCAAAAGCACCACGACCACCAUCGCUACCUCUGAGCAGAGCACGGAGUCCUGUGACACCAGCCCUGAUGUCAUCUCUCCCACCACGAGCCAGGAUUUUGAGGAUUUAUCCCAAGGCCAGUACGACGUGCCGGCCGUGAACGGACAGAGUCUCACAGACGAGGACACGGCCAACGGCCUGGACUAGGAGUCGGGCCCUGCCCCCAGAGAACUUUCUAUCCUGUAUAUUUAUAUUUGUGUGUUGCUUUUUUUUUUUUUUCUUUUUUUUUUUUUGUUUUUGGGAAGAGGGAAGCGAAGGCUGGGAGAGAAGCCGAGGGAGGAAGAAGGUGCUGCCCUUCCUCCUCUAAACUGCCACUGAGGUGUAAACCCACCACUCGCUUCAGGGGGAAUCAGUAAAUCCCGGGUUGGAAA
Messenger RNA from Pseudopipra pipra, 1017 nucleotides. It is a transcript of the gene KXD1, whose product is annotated as KxDL motif containing 1. Gene Ontology annotation, biological process: lysosome localization. The transcript has 5 exons. NCBI's taxonomy places the organism in Eukaryota, Metazoa, Chordata, Aves, Passeriformes, Pipridae. Bases 263 to 793 code for a protein of 176 amino acids. The record is from RefSeq and is a predicted model, not a curated record. Gene Ontology annotation, cellular component: BORC complex.